Messenger RNA from Meloidogyne enterolobii, 357 nucleotides. The record is from the annotation of a GenBank genome assembly. NCBI's taxonomy places the organism in Eukaryota, Metazoa, Nematoda, Chromadorea, Rhabditida, Meloidogynidae.
UCUACAUUCUAUUCCUUCUUUACCACCCACAAAAAUGGCAUUCAUCCAGCCAAAGAAUUUUUAUUUUAUUUUUUUUUUUACAAUUCCUCUAUUCAUUCCCUACUUUUAUAUAUGUUCAAUAAUACUUUUUUCCUUCAAUUUAUUUUUUUCUCGCGUUUUUAUUAGUCGAUCCAAUCGUAAAAAACAGUCCAGUCAGUCGACUGGCGGCGGAACUAUGCUUUGCGCUUCUCCCCCCGUUUUUUUUAUUUCUUUAUUUACCCCUUUACCUUGCACUAAAUCUUCUUAGAAAAAAAUUUUCUCAUAAAAUCCUUUUCAAAUCUUCUUCCCUCAAUUAUUUUAUUUUGUGUCUCCCCCUCA